Messenger RNA from Lycium ferocissimum, 809 nucleotides. RefSeq names its product sterol carrier protein 2. The record is from RefSeq and is a predicted model, not a curated record. Gene Ontology annotation, cellular component: cytosol. The transcript has 5 exons. The coding region runs from base 146 to 523 and encodes 125 amino acids. NCBI's taxonomy places the organism in Eukaryota, Viridiplantae, Streptophyta, Magnoliopsida, Solanales, Solanaceae.
UCGUUGGUAACCAAAACUUCAAUCUUUUUUUUUUAUCUUUUUCACCAAAUUCUAAAUUUUCAACUGCCAUUUUAAUGCCCAUUAAUACUUCACUCUAUAUAUUACUCUUUCUCUAGCACAUAAAUUUAUUCAUUGUGUAUUAGCCAUGGCGGAUAAUUCCACUCAGCUUAAAUCUGAUGCUAUAUUUGAUCAAAUGAAACUUCAUCUUUCUACUGAUGCUGGAAAGGAACUUAUUAAGAAGAUUGGUCUUGUUUACCAAAUUAACAUAGCCCCUAAGAAAAUUGGAUUCAAUGAAAAGGUGUAUGUUGUUGAUCUAAAGAAAGGAGAAACAAAAGAAGGGCCAUACGAGGGAGGGAAGCCUGAUGCAACAUUUUCAUUUAAAGAUGAUGAUUUUGUGAAAAUUGCUACUGGCAAAAUGAACCCCCAAAUUGCUUUUAUGAGGGGUGCGAUGAAAAUUAAGGGGAGCAUAAGUGCAGCACAGAAGUUCACACCUGACAUUUUCCCAAAGCCUUCUAAGCUGUGAACAAAUCUACUGAAAAAAUGUCAGUAGUGCUUCUAGAUUUUUCUUAUCUCGAAUCACCAAAAAUCAGCUUAUAUGAUUAGAAAUUAUGGAGGAUUUGGAUUUAUCUGUCUGUUCUAGGGUAUUAUUCAGUGUCACUUUAUGAUGUAACGGUUGCUCUGGGCUUUUCUUCAAGGAAUUGAAAUUUAAAUGUUCACAUUUUAGGCAGUCAGGCAGUUUGAGCCUUAUAAUGAUGUCUAUUAUGUUAUACCGACCUUUUAUUAUAGAUGGUGAUUCUAUUUUAUGAUUA